UGCAUGGAAAGAAUGAGUUGGGGAAAAUUAUGUCUCUGUUAUCCCAGCAUAUCAGGCCAGCUGUCAGCAGCACCUCGGACAGCAGCUCGGGUCGCUCGCGCCGCAUCGCCUCUCACAGCGGACACGCAGUCACCAUACAGCGCAUCACACAUUUAUUUUGUUUGAAAUAACAUACAUUUUUGCCUGAAUGAGCUGGAAAACCCGGUCAAUGCGAAGAAGGUAAUGCAAAAGGUUGCUCAGUGUGAUAAAGGUAGCUUCAAUGAAGCAAAGCAGCUCUAACCGUGUAGCUGAUACGCGCAGACGCAAACGGAACGUCGGACCAGUGACCGUGUGCAUUCCGCCGCAGUGAGCAUGUACCUCGCACCCGGGAUUUUCCACCUCUGAACAGUGUCCCCAGUGCUUUCCUGAUUCCAUACAGCACUAUCUGAGAAGGAUGUCGGGUUUUUCCACCAUGCGCAUUUUUGUGAUCUUGAUUCUUCUGUCCUGCUCCUGCGCUCCAGGUGGCUGCGAGACGAAAAUCGUGAACAUCGGCGCGGUGCUGAGCCAAAAGCGCUACGAGCAGGUGUUUAAGGAUGCGGUGAACCAGGCAAGCGUGGUGUACGGCAGAGACAGGUUUAAACUCAACGCCAUCUCCGUCACGCACAAAGCCAACGCUAUUCAGAUGGCGCUGUCCGUGUGUGAGGACCUCAUCUCCAACCAGGUCUAUGCGAUUUUGGUGAGCCACCCUCCACAGUCCAGUGACCACCUCACACCUACACCGGUGUCCUACACCGCCGGCUUCUACCGUAUCCCUGUGGUCGGCCUCACCACCAGGAUGUCCAUCUACUCCGAUAAGAGUAUCCAUCUGUCCUUCCUGCGCACCGUGCCGCCUUACUCGCACCAGGCACACGUGUGGUUCGACAUGAUGCGUGAGUUCCGCUGGAACCACAUCAUCCUGAUCGUCAGCGACGACCAUGAAGGUCGAGCCGCACAGAAGAGACUCGAGACCCUUCUGGAGGAAAGGGAGACCAAGAAUAAAAAAAGGAACUAUGAAAACCUCGAUCAACUGUCCUAUGACAACAAGCGAGGACCUAAGGCAGAGAAAGUCCUCCAGUUCAACCAAGAGACUAACUUAACUGCCCUGCUGCUCGAGGCCAAGGAGCUGGAGGCUCGCGUGAUCAUUCUGUCCGCCAGUGAGGACGACGCUGCUGCAGUGUACAAGACAGCUCGGUUUCUCAACAUGACCGGCUCUGGCUAUGUGUGGCUAGUUGGAGAGCGGGAGAUGUCUGGUAAAGCUCUGAGUGAAGCUCCUGAUGGACUAAUUGGCCUUCAGCUCAUUAACGGCAAGAACGAGUCGGCUCACAUCAGCGACGCCGUGGCGGUCGUGGCUCAAGCCAUUCAGGAGCUUUUCGAGAAGGAGAACAUUACCGAACCGCCUCGGGGUUGUGUGGGCAACACCAACAUCUGGAAAACUGGGCCACUCUUUAAAAGGGUCCUGAUGUCAUCCAAAUACCCAGAAGGCCUGACAGGACGAGUGGAGUUUAAUGAUGAUGGGGACAGGAAGUACGCUCAUUACAGCAUCCUUAACUACCAGAAGAGCAGACUGAUUCAAGUCGGCAUUUAUAAUGGAACUCAGGUGCUGCUAAAUAAGCAAAGGAAGAUCAUCUGGCCUGGAGGAGAUACAGACAGACCGAAAGGUUUCCAGAUGUCCACAUGGCUAAAAAUAGUCACGAUACAUCAGGAGCCUUUUGUGUACGUGAAGCCAACCAUGCUGGAUGGGACCUGCAAGGAAGAAUACACACCGAACGGAGUAUUAAUUAAAAAGGUGAUCUGCACUGGACCAAAUGAGACCAUUCCAGGACGUCCAACGGUGCCUCAGUGCUGUUAUGGAUUCUGUGUUGACUUGCUGAUCAAGCUGGCCAUGACUAUGAACUUUACCUAUGAGGUCCAUCUGGUGGCUGAUGGGAAAUUUGGCACGCAGGAGAGAGUGAACAACAGCAACAAGAAGGAGUGGAACGGUAUGAUGGGAGAGCUCCUGGGUGGCCUCGCGGACAUGAUCGUGGCUCCGCUAACAAUAAACAAUGAACGAGCUCAGUAUAUUGAAUUCUCCAAACCGUUUAAAUAUCAAGGGCUCACUAUCCUUGUGAAAAAGGAAAUCCCUCGUAGUACGCUGGACUCGUUCAUGCAGCCGUUCCAGAGCACGCUGUGGCUGCUGGUGGGUUUGUCGGUGCAUGUGGUGGCGGUGAUGCUUUACCUACUAGACCGGUUCAGCCCAUUUGGAAGGUUUAAAGUAAACAGUGAAGAAGAAGAAGAAGAUGCCCUCACCUUGUCUUCGGCUAUGUGGUUCUCCUGGGGAGUGUUGCUGAACUCUGGAAUUGGAGAAGGUGCCCCGCGUAGCUUCUCAGCGAGAAUCCUAGGUAUGGUGUGGGCCGGCUUUGCUAUGAUUAUCGUAGCAUCCUACACUGCCAACCUGGCUGCCUUCUUAGUGCUGGACCGGCCUGAGGAGCGCAUCACCGGCAUCAAUGACCCGAGGUUGAGGAACCCAUCAGACAAGUUUAUCUACGCCACGGUGAAGCAGAGCUCGGUGGAUAUUUAUUUCCGGCGUCAGGUCGAGCUGAGCACCAUGUAUCGCCACAUGGAGAAGCACAACUACGAGAGCGCCGCUGAGGCCAUCCAGGCUGUCCGGGACAACAAGCUGCAUGCUUUCAUCUGGGACUCUGCGGUGCUGGAGUUUGAAGCCUCGCAGAAGUGCGACCUGGUGACCACGGGAGAGCUGUUUUUCCGUUCGGGCUUUGGCAUAGGCAUGCGCAAGGACAGCCCCUGGAAACAGAAUGUGUCCCUGGCUAUUCUCAGUUCCCAUGAGAAUGGCUUCAUGGAGGACCUGGAUAAAACCUGGGUGAGAUACCAGGAGUGUGACUCAAGGAGCAAUGCCCCAGCCACACUGACCUUUGAAAACAUGGCAGGGGUCUUUAUGCUGGUAGCUGGAGGCAUUGCAGCAGGGAUCUUCCUCAUCUUUAUUGAGAUUGCAUACAAGAGACACAAAGACGCCCGCAGGAAGCAGAUGCAGCUAGCCUUUGCGGCCGUCAACGUCUGGAGAAAAAACCUGCAGGACAAUAAGGAGAGUUCUGUGAGUCAAGUUGUGGGCGCAGCUGGGACUCCGUCUUUACCCUCUUCCUCUGUAGAGACUCAGGAUGAUAGGAAAAGUGGUAGAGCAGAGCCCGACCCCAAAAAGAAACCCUCUUUUAGGUCCAUCAGUACCACCCUGGCCUCCAGCAUCAAGAGACGUAGGUCCUCCAAAGACACGCAAUACCCACCGACAGACAUCACGGGCCAGCUCAACCUGUCUGACCCGUCUGUCAGCACCGUGGUGUGAGACGGAGAAAGAGGGAGCGUGGGAUUGUUCGUUUCUUAAAACCAGACAUGGGGUGGGGGGAAUCGGUGUUCACAUCACCCAGGAAUUUCCCUUGUCCCGAGUCGAUUACGAGCUUCUGCACCUUUACGAGGAUUACAGAGAAGAGCCGAUCUUCUACAGUGAACAUUUUUGGAGAUUGGCGUGUAGCGCUACGUACAUCGCACUGGAUUUCUUAUACCACACACACACACACACACACACACACACACACACAGACACAUCGCACACUCAAAUAUAGUCUUCACAUUCAAAACAGGACACAUUAUAAUGUCUCCUUCAUUCAAUAACCUAGCAAUGAUUUUCCAUCUUUUGAGUAUUUUUGUAUAGUUCGGUAAAAGUGAAUGCUCUUGCGCCCAUUAAGUGCUGUACGUAUUCUAUGUUUUAUCACUCGGAAAAAGAAACGAAAAGCAAUCAGAGUAAUUAUUAAUCCUGUGUCUGUACAGACCUCAUAUGUUCCUAAACCUAACUGUACUGAAUUUCAGGACAUUUCUGUUAAUCUGCCUUUAACGGUAUCAGUUGCUUUCUCUUACUUUAAUUGUUGUCUAUUUUGUAAGUAAGAACGGCGUUGGCGAGAGAGCAUGCGAAUAUUAUCUAAUUAACUCUUAGUUACAUUUAGUGCAUUGUCAAUAGUGUUAAUACUUGAAAUACUAUUUCUAACGAUAU
Molecule: messenger RNA, 4054 nt
Organism: Tachysurus fulvidraco (yellow catfish)
Lineage: Eukaryota; Metazoa; Chordata; Actinopteri; Siluriformes; Bagridae
Gene: grin1a
Product: glutamate receptor, ionotropic, N-methyl D-aspartate 1a
Exons: 23
Coding region: 434-3352 (972 amino acids)
Biological process (GO): regulation of membrane potential; ionotropic glutamate receptor signaling pathway; monoatomic ion transport
Cellular component (GO): neuron projection; NMDA selective glutamate receptor complex; plasma membrane
Molecular function (GO): NMDA glutamate receptor activity
Source: RefSeq, a predicted model, not a curated record